CUCUAAUGGAGUCCACAUCAGAAGUUUAUGAGCAGAGAAGAUCGAAUCGGGAGAAAGAUGUGUUCUGAUACGCUGCUAUGAUAAUAUCAUAUCAUUUGGUUAUUGGCUGCCUUCUUUUCAUGUGCUAUGGAUCAGAUGUCAAUGAGAAACAUAUUGGAAUUCAUGCUAAAUUUUUGGUGCUCUUCACUGCUUGAAUCAGAGUUGCUGUAUUUAUACCAUAUCUUAUGAUGAUGAUAUGAUUAAUGAAGAAAAGAUAUAUAUCGCCCUAUCUUUACCGACUUACUUACUAUUUCUUGCUUUUCCUUUAUUUUCCUUGGGCGGUGUAUUUGGUCAUUAGAUUUUUUGCAGAUGAUAAUCACACCAAAAAUGAAGCUGGAUUUUUGUAUGCAGCACUGCUUUUCCUAAUGAUUGAGGGAAUGAUACUUAUAUUCUUUGCUGUUCUAUUCACCCUUCUUGCUUUAAUGAUUUGAAUUCUUCUGUGUUACAUCCACAGAAGACAAACUGAAAUUGAAAAUCAACAGGCAGAGAGAAAUGAAAGAAUAGCUGAUUUUAUUAAUACAAUCGACAUAUUAAACGUUACUGGAGGCAGAUUUGAGGCCAAUGAUAUCUGCUGAAUAUGCUUAGAAAAUUAUUCUGAGGAAAACGGCCCAGUUAUCCAGAUUCCAUGUCCUGGCCCUCAUUAUUUUCAUAAACAAUGUGUUAUUCAAUGGAUAAGAGAAAAGAAUUGCUGUCCAAUUUGCAAAGCCGAAAUUACCAUUGAGGAUAUUAAUAAUGCUAUUGCCGAAAGACAACAGAAGCCACAAGGGUCACAAGACUAUGGUACAAUAGAAAGAGAGGGUCUUAGUGAAUCUGAAGAGGGAAAAGAGCGAUCUCUGCCUCCUCCAGAAGGUGGCAGAACCGCUUGGCGUGACACCUAA
This is a messenger RNA of Moneuplotes crassus, 917 nucleotides long. The record is from the annotation of a GenBank genome assembly. NCBI's taxonomy places the organism in Eukaryota, Ciliophora, Spirotrichea, Euplotida, Euplotidae.